Molecule: messenger RNA, 2957 nt
Organism: Cydia amplana
Lineage: Eukaryota; Metazoa; Arthropoda; Insecta; Lepidoptera; Tortricidae
Gene: Graf
Product: rho GTPase-activating protein 26
Exons: 16
Coding region: 321-2957 (878 amino acids)
Biological process (GO): signal transduction
Cellular component (GO): cytoplasm
Molecular function (GO): GTPase activator activity; protein binding
Source: RefSeq, a predicted model, not a curated record
UUAAUGUGGCAUGGUAGAAUUAAGAAGUUUAAUUUUGAACGCAGUAGUAGAAUUCUGACCUGAUUGUUAGUGUGGCAACACCGUCAAAGUCCAUUUGACCAAUACGCAGCUAUUUAUCGAAAAAUAUUGUUCCUGAAUUUAUAUGAAUUUUGAUAUUCUAUAUUGUAGUGUUCGUGUUAGUGUCGUCAUCAUAUCGACGUGAUUCCGUCCUAUUGUGUUAGUGUCGAAGCGCGAUGUCGGGUCGCGCGGGCGCGCGGUGAAAGUGCAGUGCGAGUGUGGACGCGAAGGAGUGUUACUUGUGUCGGGAGAACAGCAUCAGCAUGGGCGUGGGUCUGGUGCCGCUGGAGUUCACGGAGUGCCUGGCGGACAGCCCGCACUUCCGCGAGAACCUGCUGCGCCACGAGAAGGAGCUGGACCGGACCUCGCAGCAGGUCAAGCGCCUCAUCAAGGAGGUCAAGGAUGUGGUCCAUGCCGCCAAGCGACUGGGCGCGGCCCAGCUGGCGUUGGCGGGCAGCAUGGAAAACUUCGAGUUCGCGUGCAUCGGCGCCUCCAUGACGGAGGACGAGCGCGUCAUCUCGCACUCCCUCCACCACUUCGCCAAGCUCAUGCGGACCAUCGAGGACGAGCGCGAGCGCAUGCUGGGGCGUGCGCACGAGCAGAUCAUCGCGCCGCUGGAGAGGUUCCGGAAGGAGCACAUCGGCGCCGUCAAGGAGGGCAAAAAGAAGUUCGACAAGAAGACUGCCAAGUUCUGCCAGAGCCAGGAGCGGACGCUCUCGCUCUCCACCAAGAAGCAGGAUAACGUCUUCCAAGAGGCCGACGCGGCGAUGGACAUGGCGGAGCGCGACUUCUGCCAAGCCUCGCUGGAGUACGUGUUCCAGCUGCAAGCCGUCCGCGAGCGGGAGAAGUUCGAGCUGGUGGAGACGCUGCUCGGCUUCGUGUUCUCCUGGUGGACCUUCCACCACACGGCUCACGACGUGCACCACGACGCCGAGCCGCUGGUGCGCGACCUGCAGCUGCGGAUCCAGCGGACGCGGACCAACUUCGAGGAGACGAGCAAGCAGACCGAGUCGCUCAUGAAGAAGAUGAUGGAGGUCCGGCAAAUGAAUAAAGAAGUGGAAGCGGAGGAGCCGGGCGAGGCCGCGGAGGCGGCGGCGGGGGCGGGGGGCGGCGUGUCGCGCGCCGGGUACCUCUACCUCAUGGAGAAGAAGGCGUUCGGCACGGCGUGGAGCAAGCACUACUGCACGUACGAGAAACAUUCGCGCACGUUACGAUUGCUUCCCUACUCGCAAAUCAACCCGAAAACUACGGCACCGGCCGAGAGCGUGUGCGUGUGCGGCGCGCGGCGCGCGGCCGACACGGAGCGGCGCUUCUGCUGGGACGCGCUGCCGGCCGACCGCGAGCGGCCGCCGCUCACGCUGCAAGCUCUGUCCGAGCGAGACCGGACCGCGUGGCUGCGGGCGCUCAGUCCACAGGUAUGGGAUACACCCCCACACGGAGCGGCGCUUCUGCUGGGACGCGCUGCCGGCCGACCGCGAGCGGCCGCCGCUCACGCUGCAAGCUCUGUCCGAGCGAGACCGGACCGCGUGGCUGCGGGCGCUCAGUCCACAGGUAUGGGAUACACCCCCACACGGAGCGGCGCUUCUGCUGGGACGCGCUGCCGGCCGACCGCGAGCGGCCGCCGCUCACGCUGCAAGCUCUGUCCGAGCGAGACCGGACCGCGUGGCUGCGGGCGCUCAGUCCACAGGUAUGGGAUACACCCCCACACGGAGCGGCGCUUCUGCUGGGACGCGCUGCCGGCCGACCGCGAGCGGCCGCCGCUCACGCUGCAAGCUCUGUCCGAGCGAGACCGGACCGCGUGGCUGCGGGCGCUCAGUCCACAGAGCGGCGCGGCGGAGCUGGGGCUGGGCGCGGCGCGCGGCGCGGGCGCGGAGGCGGGCGCGCACGCGCAGCUGGACGACGCGGGCUUCGCCUUCGUGCGCCGCCUGGUGCAGGCGCUCGAGGAGCGCGGCCUCGAGGAGCAGGGCCUCUACAGGGUGGCAGGCGUGGCGUCCAAGGUGUCGCGCCUGGUGUCGUGCGCGGGCACGGGGCGGGCGCCCGCCGCGCUGGCGGACCCGCUGGAGUGGGAGAGCAAGACGCUGACGUCGGCGCUGAAGAGCUACCUGCGCGCGCUGCCCGAGCCGCUGGCCACGCACGCGCUGCACGAGCGCUUCCUCGCCGCCGCCAAGCUGGAGUCGCGGCCCGAGCGCGUCGCCGCCGUCGCCGCGCUCGUCGCGCAGCUGCCGCUCCGGAACAGGGACAUGCUGCGGCUGGUCGUCGACCACUUGAGACGAGUGGCGGCGCGCUCGGAGCGCAACCUGAUGACGGCGUCCAACCUGGCCGUGUGCUUCGGGCCCACGCUGCUGCGCGCGCCGCGCGAGUCCGUGGCCGCCAUCCUCGACCUCAAGUUCUACAACGUGCUGGUGGAGACGCUGCUCGACCACGCGGACCUGAUCUUUGCGCAGUCCCCGCAGGGCCCUAACGUACAGCAGGCGACGCCGGCGCAGAAUGGCCUCCGGGCUUCCCCCGCGCCACUGUCCUCCGCCCUCCUGCGCGCCGCUGACUGUGCGGCACGAGAUCGAGCAGCAGCUCCGCGGAGUCGGUGUCGAGCAGCAGCGCCUCCCCCCCUCCCCCCGGCGCGCUGGCCGCCCCCCUGCCCCCGCCGCCCCUGGCCGCCGCCGCCGCCGCGCCGCUCCACGCGCGCCUCUACACGCACCCCUACAGGUGAACACCGCCCGCACCCCGCCAAACGCGUGCGCACCCUGUACGCGUGCCUGGGCGAGAGCGAGGGCGAGCUGUCGUUCGAGCCCAACCAGAUCAUCACCAACGUGAGCGCCAGCGCCGAGCCGGGCUGGCUGCGUGGCACGCUCAACGGCAAGAGCGGCCUCGUGCCCGAGAACUACGUGGAGCCGCUGCCCUGA